Messenger RNA from Polistes dominula (European paper wasp), 3911 nucleotides. RefSeq lists its product as uncharacterized. The record is from RefSeq and is a predicted model, not a curated record. Gene Ontology annotation, cellular component: nucleus; CAF-1 complex. Lineage: Eukaryota; Metazoa; Arthropoda; Insecta; Hymenoptera; Vespidae. Gene Ontology annotation, biological process: nucleosome assembly.
AUAUGCAGUAUUUCCAUUUACUUUAUAAUAAAUAAUUAGUGUAAUAUAUCUUAAAUCUCGUUGUGAUAUUACGUAGAUACAUUAACUAAUUUCUUAACCUUCAAAUAUAAUAAUUUUAUAGAUUAUAGUAGUGCAAUUAUAAAAGUUUUAUAUUAGGUUAUAUUUCUUUUAUACUUUACUGACAGAUUUGUUUUGCUAAUAUUGUCAAGCGCGUAUUAUGUGUUAAUAAUUUAAAAAUUAUUGAAUUAUUGAAGAAGUUAAGAAACAGAAACAAUUUAAAGUAAUGGAUGAAGAAAAUGAAUGUGUCAUCGAAGAGGUUGUUGUUCCUUCGAAAACAAAGAAAUUGAAACAAGCACUGUUAUCAUUUUCAAAAGUGUGUCCUCCUAAACCACUAUUGGAUAAUGUAUCUUCUAAAAAGAGAAAAUUAGAAUCUCCAAAAGAAUCAAAGACUGCAAAAAUAAUUAAAGUCUCAGCUAAGGAAAAUUCAGAGGAAGAUAUUGAAAUAUUAGAUAAUGUUUUAAAUGAAUCUAUUACUUCAACUAGUAGUAGUAAAAAUAAGAAAGAAAUAAUAGAUAUUGAAAAUGAUGAAGAAAAAACUCCGGAUAGAUCUCAGCGUCAUGACAAAAAUAAAAAUCGUAAAUCUAAGUCAAAAAAAUCAUUGUUUUCCAAAUCCAAAAAGAAAGAAUCAUUUUCUCCGAAUACUUCGUUAACCAAAUUUCUUAUGAAGAAGAAUAAGAAAGAUGAUAUAAAUACAAGCAUGGAUGAUAAUACGAGAAAGAAAACAGAACAGAAGAAUAUUUCUUCCGUUCAAAAUUCUAAUGAAAAUUCUGAUAUAGAUGUCAGCGUUGUAGAUGAUAAUGAUGAUGGUAAUGAUGAUGAUGAUGAUGAUGAUGAUGAUGAUGAGGAGGAGGAGGAGAUAGUAAUAGAAUGUACCGAUAAAUGUGAUGAUACAAACAAAUCCUUACGCGUUGAUUCUGAUUAUGAAAUUGAAGUUUCUUCGAAUGAUGAAGAUAAUACAAAAGUUUCCGAGAAAAAGGAAACCACGAAUAUGAAUGUCAAAGGUUUAAGAACACCAACGCAAAAAACAAAGAAGACAGAUAUUACAAAAAAUAAAAAAGUGACACCUAAACAAUUACAGAAAGAGAACAGUGCUAGAAAGCGUAAAGAAAGGGAACAAUUGCGACUGGAGAAAGAAAGAAAACGUGAGGAGGAAAGAGAAAAUCGGCGUAGGGAAAAGGAAGAAAAACGGAAAGAAAAAGAAGAAAAGGAAAGGGCAGAACGUGAACAAAAGAAAAAAGAGAAGGAACAAAAGGAGCUUAAAAAACAAAUGGAAAUAGAACAAAAACAGAAAGAAAAGGAAGCAAAAGAACAAGAACGUCGUAAAAAGGAAGAAGAGAGGAAAAGAAAGGAGGAAGAGAAAUUAGAAUUCGAACGUAAGAAACAAAAAGAAGCAUCGACUUUUGUGAGUUUUUUCGUUCCUAAAAAACAAGAAAUGAAAAGCACGGAAGAGGAAAAUAAUACGGACGUACAGACAUUCAUGCCGUUCGAAGUUAAAACAGAUAUGAGGGUUGCACCCAUUUGUAGGGGUAAUUUAGAUGAGAGUCAAAAAUUAUCUCUAGAUUCUUAUCUUAAUAAAGGUGAUGAGGAAACAAUUAAUUUGUAUCUCGCCGAAAUGAAAAGUAAGAAGAUUAUCAGGCAUAAAUCUGAAAAAACAUGGCCGCUCAAAGCAAAGAAUGAUGUAAUCGUAUUAGAUGAUGAAGAAAACGAUUGUAACUCGGAUUUAGUAUUUCAACCCGAGACUGUCGCAGACAAAAUUCGACCGAAGUUAUUACAGUUUCAUGAAAAUCGUCGACCACCAUAUUGGGGAACUUGGAGGAAAAAAAGCGAUAGUAUAAGUUCUCGUCGACCAUUUUCAAAAGAUUCGAAAUUGUUCGAUUACGAGGUUGAUUCUGAUGAAGAAUGGGAAGAGGAAGAACCUGGCGAAUCACUUCAUGGUUCGGAAGAUGAGAAAGAUGAAGAAAAUCCGGAUGACGAUGAAUACGAUGUUGACAAUGAGUUCAUGGUACCGCAUGGAUAUUUGUCCGACGAGGAAGCACGACCUGACGAAGAGGAAGACGAAAGUAUGACGCCGGAAACGCAAAAGUUCAAGUUAAAAUUGUUGGGUGAACAAUUUGAGGCUGAAAGAACGGCAAAGAUGUCGAAACUUAAGCCAAGAAUCAUCGGUUGCGUUUGGUUGGGGGAAAAUAAUUCGUAUCCUGAAAAUACUCCUAAAAAGGUCGUAGAAUUUUUAACGGCACGUCAUGCCUGGGUUUCACAAAUACCGGUCGUACUUCCAUCACCUACGAACGAAAAUACGGAAGUUGAUGGUACGCCAGCAAGUACGAGAAAAAGAAAGGUACCAACAGAAGCAUUGCCGGAUUUGAUUCGUUUAAUUCACGGAAAUACGCACGGGAAAAAUUUUCUCGUCAAAGAAUUUCUCACCUUUUGGAAUAAAAAAGCGGCGAGUAGGGACAAUCAAAUAUCUAAAGUUAGUUUAGUGACUAAGAUUAGUGAAAUUGGAAGGUGGAUACCUUGUCCUGAUAAAGGACAAAUGCAUUUGAAAGCAUGUUGGUACGUUUCCGAAGAUAUUAGAAAACAAUAUUUAGGUGAGGAUGAAGAAUUAGUUUUACCGAAUCGUUGGAAAUAUAAUUUAACGCCUAAACGUAAAAGUGAAAUAAUUACGGACAAUAAUGAUAAAACGGAAAAAUCGGAAAAAGAUGCUACUACUACCGAUAAGGAUAAGAAAAAGGUUCAUCUGAUUACACAAUUUACUAAAAAAAUUACUCAAGAAGAGAUGCAACGACAGCUUACUGCAGAAUCGAAUCAAGCUGUAAAACCUAAACCGAUAUUGCAAAGACCACCUAAACGUGCCGUUUUAAUUUCUAUUCCUAAAAAUGAUAAAGUAAGUAAGAAAUCUAUAGAAGAAGAUAGUCAAGAUAAAUAAUAAAAGUGUAUAUAAACGCUGAAUUAAUUAUUCCUAUGUCUAUGAGGGAUAAACUACUAUACGUGAAUAAACGUAUUGUUAAGUCAAACAAUCUUCCUAAUAUGUUGUAAAGAAAAAAAAAGAAAAAGAGAUAAUAACUGCCAUGUAAUAUAGUAGACUAAAUACGCAAUUUUUUUUCUUAUCGCACCAAUUAAUAAUUCGAGGUUAUGUCGUUCGAAAGUUUAUUUUUCACAAUAAAUCAUAUUAACGUUGACCUCAUAUCAUAAUAUCGUUUAUAAAUAUCACGAUUUUAUCUAUCGUUAAUAAAUAUAAUAAUAAUAUCUAUUUUUUAAACAAUCGUUCAUCGCCACUGUACUGCCUUUUGAAACAAAAAAAAGAAAAAAGAAACAAACAAAUUCGUAUUUAGAUUACUAUUCUUAUCGAUGAGAGAGAAUUUGAAUAGAUUUGAGAAAUUAUAUUUUUCGAUACAAAUAUAUUUAUACUUUAGAAUAAAAUGGCCAAUAUAAUGAUGAAAACUUUAAUGUUCAAUUUUUGUGAUAUCUUAUAAUCAAUUUAAAAAUUAAUAAUUUCUAAUAAAAAAGAAAAUACAAACUAAAUAAUGAUUACUAUUUCAUUACAUUAGUAUAUGUUCCAGUAACGAUAUUUUAUACUUAAACAUCUUAAUUAAGUCGUUAACUUAAUAAUAAUAAUAAUAAUAAUAAUAGCAAUAGUUACACAUGUAUUUUAUAAUACAUUUUUCAUAGACCGAUCGCAUGCGGAAUAUUCGCCAUAUUUGAUAGUCAUACAUUCCUUCAGAUUUUACAAACAUAAUUAUUUAGAUCUAUGCAUAUAAAUAUAUAUAUAUACAUUCAUAGCCUUAUUAUUUUCAAUUAGUAUAUUCCAAUCAUCGAUAUAGAAAUAUUGUUUCAAAAGUGAUCAACCGAUCGAU